Molecule: messenger RNA, 3306 nt
Organism: Dipodomys ordii (Ord's kangaroo rat)
Lineage: Eukaryota; Metazoa; Chordata; Mammalia; Rodentia; Heteromyidae
Gene: Il10ra
Product: interleukin 10 receptor, alpha
Exons: 6
Coding region: 22-1728 (568 amino acids)
Molecular function (GO): protein binding
Source: RefSeq, a predicted model, not a curated record
GGACGAUGCGGGGCGCCUAGGAUGCUGCUGCUGCGGCUGCUGCUGCUGCUGCCGCUGCUCUGCCUGCGCCUGGGCCGGGGUGCACACAGGACGGAACUGCCCAGCCCUUCUUCAGUGUGGUUCGAAGCACUGUUCUUCAAACAUGUCCUCCACUGGACACCCAUCCCAAAUCAGUCCCCAAAUACCUCCUAUGAAGUGAUGCUGCAGAGGUAUGGAGACAGGCAUUGGAACCUUCUCCCCAACUGUACAAAGGUCCUGGCUCUGUCCUGUGACAUCACCAUGGCCACCCUGGACCUGUAUCACAACAAUGGUUACAGGGCCAAAGUCCGAGCCGUGGACGGCCACCAGCUCUCCAAUUGGACCCCAGCUAGCCCCCGCUUCACCAUGGAUGAAGUGGUUCUCACGGUUGGUAGUGUGAAACUGGAACUGGACAAUGGCCUCAUCCAUGGGACAAUCCAGCCCUUCCGGCCCCCGAGGGCUCCCGCGGGCGACAAGUACGAAAGCAUCUUCAGACACUUCCGCAAGUACCUGAUUGCUAUCCGCAAGCCGCCGGGAAACUACUCGAUGGUGGUAGACAGUGAGCACUUCAGCCUCCUGGCAGGAGAGGUGGGAACGCUGUGUGUCAAGGUCAAGCCCUUCAUCGACUCCCGGACCAACAAGGGCAACUGGUCAGAAGAGCAGUGUAUCACCCUCAGCAAGCAGUAUUUCACCGUGACCAACGUGAGCCUGUUCUUCACCUGCGUCCUGCUGCUCUGCGCAGGCCUGGGCUACUGCCUGCUCCUCCAGCUGUACGUGCGGCGCCGGGGCAAGCUGCCCUCCACCCUGGUCUUCAAGCAGCCCAGCCCCUUUGUCUUCUCCAGCCAGCUCCCCUGCUCAGAGCCGUGGGACACCAUCCACCCGCUGGAUGAAGAGGCCUUCCCGGAGCUCAAGGCCUCAGGCUUGCACAACAGCACAGAUGGUGGCUUUGACAGUAACGAGCCGUCCCUGCAGCUGGAAGAGUCCCCGUUCCUCCUUGGCCCUGACUCGCAGACCCACGAGACUCUGGGAGGCGUGGGGCCCUCCGCGCUGCAGGACAGCUGUAGCAACGGCAGCACGGACAGUGGGAUUUGCCUGCAGGGGUCGGGCCUGCUCCCCGGCCCCGGGCCCGCCUGGGAGCCGCAGGAUGAGAACGCAGGCCCUGGCCAGGAUGACAGCGGUGUCAGCCUCGUCGGGAGCUCGGGAGACUCUGGGGAUGCCCAACCGGGCUCAGCCUUGGGCCAGAUCCCUCUCCUGGGGCCUGAGGUCCCAAGGGAAGAGGACUCGGCUGUGGUGGCCUUUCAGGGCUACCUGAGACAGACCAGACGUGUGGCCCAGCCGGGAACCAAGGAGGGCUGCCUGGAGAAAGAGACCUUCUUGACGGAUGGCCUCAGCCCCAAAUUCACGGAGGCAGGCUGGGCCCUGCCUGCGCCCGCCAAGGGCUACGUGAAACAGGAUUCUCUCAGAACGUCGGGGGCUCCCCUGGACGCCCCAGCCGGACAGUGGAAGCAGCUGGUGGAGGAGUGGCCCCUCCUGGCCUUUGCCAGCUGUGGGGACCUGGGAACGCCUGGCUGGAGCUUGACCCAGGACCUUGCCUCUUUAGACUGUAAGGCAGCCCGGGGCGGCCUCCUGAGCAGCUUUGACUCCGAAUUGGCCCUGCCCCUGAUCUCCAGCCUGCACUCCCAAGAGCCACUGGGGCAGAAGGAGGCUUAGAUGCCAACCCCGGGCUCCACUGUGCACUCUGGUACAAGCCACGGGGUCCAGAAGGGCAGGAGGAGGCCAUCCUGGUGGAUACGUCCUGGAUGGCUGUGCUGCCCAGCAGGGCCCUGCAAAGGGAAGUCAGCCCUUCCUCUGAGCUUUCCUGUACCGUAACCAAUUCUAGGCUCUGCCUGGGAACCACGGGGGCUUCUGGAGCUGGGGAGCGGCCAGGCUGAAGUUGCCUGGCGCAGGCACCUCCACAGGCCAGCCCGGUUUCAAGCCCCUGGCAGGAUGGAGUUCAGAGAUCUCACGAUGGGGUUGUCUCUAGUAGGAAAGGAGGGCUCAGAGGCCAGGUUGGAACUCUGGGGUGGUAACAUGGAGAUUACACGCCCACUCACUCGGGCAGCAAGCUUGUCACCGGAAGAUGCUACACUUAUCACUGGAAGAUGACCUUACGCUUGUCAUGGGAGGAUCUUAAGCUCUAUCUGCCCUGGGCAGUCAGCCAAUCCACCCAUCGGUCCACCGAAGGAUUUUGGCUCAGAACUGGUGCCUCUUGCCCUGCGAUUGACCAAUGACCACAGUCAUUUCCAGCGGCCCGGUCGCUCACAGUUCACCCCACCACCCACCCGCUUGCUGGUGGCACCUGAGACACUGUGGAUGUCUAUAUGGAUCUGAGCUUGGCACUUCAGGCAGCCUCUGGGCUUGAGCCUGCAGGGCUCAGCUGGGCCCCAGAGAGUCAGGGUUUGGCCCUGUAUCUGUAUUCACUGCUAAUGUCCAGCUCUGGGCCCAGAGGACCAGGCCCUGGGCUCAGUGUCCAGCUGUGUGACCGUGGCCACUCACUUCUCAGAAGGAUUCAGUUUCCCCAUCAGUGAGAUGAGCUCACCUUUAUGUCAGCUACACUGGCCCCCAGGGCCAAGGAGAAUGAUAUUUGAGAGUCUGGCCUGCCAGAGCCCACACUGGGAGGAAGAGGGCUCUGCCCCUGUCUGUUCAGGGCGACUUCCUCCUUGUGUUGAAGGCCGUACCGGGAGAGUGGCCAGCCACGGGGGCCCAGCAGGGGCAGGGGUGGACCUUGCUUCCCCCAGCCUUGUUUGGAAUCUAUCUUCACAUAAAGGCAGCUCUCCGAUGCUGGGAAGCGCCAUGCCCAUCUCCCCCCACCCCCCAACUUCACUGCACAGACCUUAGGGUCCCAGACACAAGCCCUGCCACUCUGCCAGGAAGCUCAGAGGCGUGGGGGAGGACUCUGGGGAAACUUUAUUUAUUUACUUCAUUUAUUUAUUGAAGGGGCCGGAGAGCCAGGCAAGGACUCCAGGCUCUCUUCGAAGGUUCUGGCUCUUUUGUACUCUUCCUAGUUGUACAGCCUGGGGUUGAUCAUUUUUCCUGUUUGAGUCUCAGUUUCCAGAUACAUGUGUUAAGAAAAGAAUGUGUGAGUUAUCUUAAGUCCUAGGACCAUGGGCUCAUGUUCCUUGAGCAAACGAAUGUCAGUGUGCUUUGAACACAUUGUGAAUGAGUACUGUGUGUGUGUCUGUCUGUCUGUCUGUCUGUGUAUGUGUGUGUGGUUUUUUUUUUUAAUUCCAAUAAAUUGUCUGGAAUCCU